AUGGCGAGGCGGUUUGAGUGCCCGCCGGUGCAGGAAUGCCGGAUCCAUUUCUCCCCGGAGAGCAUACAGAAGCUCAAGGCUAAAGCGAACGCCGAGAUGGCCGGCACGGCCACGGCCACCAUCUCCUCGUUGCAGGCCCUGCUCGCGCACCUGUGGCGAGCGGUGUGUCGAGCCCGGGGGCUGGCGCCGGACCGGGAGACGAGGCUCGUCCUCCCCGUCGGAUGCAGGACACGGGUGAAGGGUAUUCCACAGGGUUACGUGGGCAAGAUCCUAGGGGACAGCCGGCUGGGCUGGACGGCUUGGCUACUCAACCGUGUUGUGGCUUCGGUCGACGAGGCGACGGUGACAGAGGAGCUCGUGUCUUGGUCUAAAAACCCCAGCUUAAGAUACGCGCCUGACUUAGGUGGGGAUCCUGCCAUUGUGGUAGUGAGCGGCUCGCCGCGGUUUGAUGUGUAUGGCAAUGACUUUGGCUGGGGCAGGCCGCUGGGCGUCCGGACCGGCCCGGGGAACAAGCUGGACGGGUUGAUCACGGUUUUUGAGGACGGCGGAGGGGCCGGGGCAUGGAACUGGAGGUGUGUCUUGCUCCUCAUGUUCUCGCCAAGCUCGUCGCCGACCAAGAGUUGA
Triticum turgidum subsp. durum (durum wheat) is the source of this 624-nucleotide messenger RNA. The record is from the annotation of a GenBank genome assembly. Lineage: Eukaryota; Viridiplantae; Streptophyta; Magnoliopsida; Poales; Poaceae.